AGUGGUUUGUGGCCAAGUGGUGUUGUAUGCCAUUUUCAACAAUGCGGGUAUUCGAGGAAAUAUUACUUUUUAUCAAGGUCCUGAAGAUAUAAACGUAACAAUUUCUGUACACUUGAGUUCUGUGAAUCCCGAACCAAGAUCAUUUGCCUGGGGAAUACAUUCAUUUCCUGUGUUCUUCGACACAAAAUCUCCUUGUGCAUCAUCUGAACUUGGAUCUAAUUUUUACGACCUGGCCAAGCAUCAUGGUUCGAUAAUGAUCCCUGCAACAGAUGGCAUUCCUCAAGUAUUUACAGACUCUGAAAUCCAACUAAGGGGAUCCAAUACCAUCUGGGGAAGAUCUUUGUUACUCAGAAAUAUAGCUUAUAAUACCAAUUUGAGAGCCUGUGCUAACAUUGCGAGCGACGGUGAUACAAAGACAGUAGAGGCCACAUUUUCAGCGCCUGUAGUAGGAACUGUAAUAUUUCGGCAAGGUGAACUUGGAGAAACUACUAUUUUUGCAAAUAUUUUCCAUACUACUGAGGACUAUACGCCAUCAACUAACCAUGAAUGGCGAAUUUUGGCCACUGAUAUUUUGGAUACGACAAAAGAAUUAUCCAGGAAAAGAAGAUGUGAAUACCUUCAGGUUUUAUUCGAUCCAAACAAUAUCGAAGAUUCCAACUGCUCUAAAUCUUCUCAUCACAACUGCAAGAUCGGCGAGAUGACACGUAAACAUGGAGAGGUAGCUGUGGGAGCAACAAAUUCACGUUAUUCUAAAAGGUUUUAUGUUGACACCAACCUUCCACUGUCAGCUGUGGAAGGGGGGCUUCGGUCUUUGUAUCUAGUGCUUUACGAGAGUGGCAACCCUUUCCGCAUCAUGGCUUGUGCACCAUUGGUUCCUGUUCGACCCAAGGAAGUCAAAGCUUACAUCAGUACUGAUUCAGUGAAAGGUCACAUUCUUCUAAGCCAGAGCUAUCGAACUCAACCGACAGUGGUUACCAUCCAGUUGCACAAUCUCAGAGGCAGAGGCUCUGCUUUGGGUAUCCACGAGUUCCCUGUACCGCCGAGGAUUAAAGGCAGUGAGAAUUACUGCGAUUUGAAACACGUGGGACCCAUUUUCAACCCUUAUGGGAUGACACCCGAAGUCACUCCCGCUCCCGGGCAAGGUUAGAAUGUUUGAUUAUGCAUAAUCUUUCUUGUCAUUCCUUGGAUUUGGGAAAAUGCCCUUUUUAAGUACCAUUAAUAAUGGUAAUUUGUAAAUAUUAGUUGCAAAACAAUGGAAUAAAAAAUAAUAUAUAUUAAAUAUUAUGAGCGGUACUUGCGUAUUAUCUUGUCGACCAUAAAAGUUGGCUACCAUGGUCCCAUGAAAGCUGGCAGGAGAUCCCGCCAAAGUUUUGCCAAUCGUUCUUGG
Stegodyphus dumicola is the source of this 1387-nucleotide messenger RNA. RefSeq lists its product as uncharacterized. Lineage: Eukaryota; Metazoa; Arthropoda; Arachnida; Araneae; Eresidae. Gene Ontology annotation, biological process: superoxide metabolic process. The record is from RefSeq and is a predicted model, not a curated record. Gene Ontology annotation, molecular function: metal ion binding.